AUUUUAUUUCGUGCGUGGAGGCAACCUAUCCUUUUUGCAAAUCAAAGUGAGCAUCGUCGGUACAUGUUGAGAAAUAAUAUAAAGUAUUGUACAACGUUUCAACCUACAUGUACCUUCAUGUGACAGAAUGCCACGACGUAGAGCGGUUAAAAAGGAAGAAGACAAUUCUGACAGGAGUGUUGUACCAGACUUGUCGGCAUUUGCUAAAAGUUCCAAAACUCGCAAAUGUAAGACUAAGAAGGUGUCUGAAUACUUCAGUGCAGAUUCUGAUACUGAUAAUCACCUUGGAAACAAUACUUCUGAGAUCCCUAAACUAGAUGGACCUUAUGAAAAAAGGGGAACUAUUGCAUCAAAAGUAAAAAAACUCAAUCAAAAUAAUCUCGUUGAGACUGGUAAGAAUGAGGUCAAUGAACAGAUCUCUGGAGACAAUAACAACAGAAGUAGAGGCAGAAAAAGAAAGUCUGAUGAUGUACAGGUCAAGAAAACAAGUCAAGUUAAUGAUGCAAACUGUGCAAACACAAAAGAGGGUGUUGUCAAAUCAGGACAGUUGAAAGAAAGUAAGAGAAAAAAGAAAAAUGCUGCUAAAAAGCUAACAGUUGUUGAGGAAACAGAUAAACAUUUAGAAAAUAAGACAACUAGAAGAAAGAAAAGAACUGCUGAUGUAGAUGAUCUUGAAAUUACUAAACCAAAAAGGACUAGGGGUAAAAGUUCCGUGAAAGAUGGGAUUGCAGUAGUUGGAAACAAAAGAUCUGAACGUAAUAAACCCAAAGAAACGAUAGUGAAAAUUGCCAGAAAGAAUAUACCAGUGGAAGUCGAAUCUGAUGAUGAAAGCGAUGAUGAUUUCAUGGAUGUAACUGACUCUAAAGAUAUGAAUAAAGAUGAAAGUGAUGAUGACUUUGAUGAAGUUGAUAGUUUGCCUGAUCAUGUUGGUGGUUUCACAGCAAAAACUGAGUUGAACUUUGAUGCUCCUCUUCCAAAAUCGGUAGAUCAUUCAGACGCAAUGGCGGUGUUACUUCACAUGGAGGGAGAAAUUAUGCCAUCAUCAAAUCAACCCAUCCCUGCCAUCCCAUCAACAUCUAAAUCUCAUGCAAGGUCAGUCAAAGGUCAAACAAGGCCAAAGAAAGAUCGGAAAGUGUCAGGGAAGAGUCCUGAUGUGGAUGAAGAUGUCGAAGAGAUGGAAGAUUCAUCUGAGGAAAGUGAAGAAGAGUGGGAAGAUGUAAAAGACCACCAUACAAGUCCAAAGAAGUCCCAGUUGCCAAAUGGACCAGUGGAAAUCAUUCUUGAGGCUCCUGUUUUACACAAAAAGAAGAAAAAGAAGGGCUUUGAUCUGGAAACCUACUUUAGAAGGCAAAUCAACAAAUUCAAGAAGGAAUUGGCCAUUGACAUUCAUAAGGUCCACCUGAUGUGUUUGUUGGCAAGGUGCCAGUAUUUGAAUUCCUUGUGUCAGGAAGAGACCAUUCGGGCGCAGGCUUUCUCUAUCGUUAUGGUUACCAAGGAGUUACAGUUGCCGGCUCCUGCCAAAUGUAAUGAAAACCAGAUUGCCAGAGCAGUUGUGUGGAUGAAGUCAAACAAAAAGUAUCUUACAGAAGUUUUUGGGGAGUCCUUUCAGCCUGAGACGAGCCAUCUGAAUACUGUUUUGAUCUGUGUGGUGCUGUUACGUCAGAUUGGACUGUUGACCAGACUUGUGACGUCCUUACAACCUCUGCCACUGAAGGAGUGUAGUGCCAAGGGCAAGGCAGCAAAGUCAGGAAAGAGAAACAGUACUGAUGGUAAGAGAUCGACCAAAGAGAAAUUGGAAGUAAGAAAGGAGACCAAGAAAAAGAAGGGAAAGAAGAAGAAGGUGGAAUCCGAUUCUUCACCGGAAUUGUCUGACAGUGAUUUUGAGGAAGACAGUCUUCCAGAGAAGAGCAAGAAACUACGGCGUCAGACAUCCGGAUCCAAAAAUAGGAGCUUGUUGCCUACCAAUGAUGUGGAUGGAAAUACAGCUUGUGAUCAUUGGGUGGAAGUGUUUGUUGCUAAGGAACAAAAAUGGCUAAGCAUAGAUGGGGAGAGCUUGCAAGUGAAGAAACCUUAUGAGCUAGAGAACAGAGUAACUCCACCACUGGCGUAUGUGAUUGGAAUAUCUCAAGAUGGCCACAUAAAGGAUGUCACAGCCCGCUACGCCAGCCAGUGGUUGACUGAAACCAGAAAACUACGAGUGGAUAGAGACUGGUGGGGGGAAACGCUGGCGCCGUACAGCAGCCAAGACAAACAAGCAGACGAACAAGAAGAUCAACAAAUGGCAGCAAGUCUACAACAGCAACCCAUGCCAACCAGUGUGGGUGCUUUUAAAAGUCAUCCUCUGUACGUGUUACGAAGACAUCUUCUCAAGUUUGAAGCCAUCUACCCAGACUCUGCCAUUCCUGUGGGCUACAUACGAGGGGAACCAGUGUAUGCUAGGGAAUGUGUUCACGUUCUUCAUUCCAGAGAAAAUUGGCUGAAAGAAGGCAGGGCUGUAAGGCUUGCUGAAGAGCCAUACAAAUUUGUUAAAUCUAGACCAAAAUGGAACAAGCCAAAAAAUGACCCUGAGGCUAAAGACCUGGAGAUAUUUGGAAAAUGGCAGACAGAAGUGUACAUUCCCCCACCGGCUGUUGAUGGCAAGGUUCCGAGGAACGCACACGGCAAUGUUGAGAUGUUCCUGCCUUCCAUGCUUCCUGCUGGCACAGUCCACCUCAAACCUUUUCCUGCAUUAAAUAGGAUAGCGAGGAAGCUAGACAUUGACUGUGCCCCUGCUAUGAUUGGCUGGGACAACCACUGUGGAUUCUCUCAUCCCCUAAUGGAUGGCUGGAUUGUGUGUGAGGAACACAAGGACAUCCUGAUAGCAGCCUGGGAUGAGGAGCAGGAAAUUAUCAGGGAAAGGGAACAACAGAAACGUGAGAAGCGAGUUUACGAAAACUGGAGGAAACUUAUCCGUGGUCUUCAGAUUCGGGAAAGGUUGAAAAACAAAUAUGACUGGGAAGAGGAGUCCAAGCCUGAGGACAAUAAAGCGGUGGAAAACAAAGCCACAGAUGGCUUAUCAGUUGAAAAUGAUGAAAAUGCUGGUAAGAGUGACUCCCAAAGUCAAAACACCAUCACACCAGAGAAGGUCUCAGAUGUUUGCAACUCCUGGCCACAAAACAGACUAACAAAUGCUGGUAAAACUGUAUUAGCAGGAAAGUAGGAUCUGUGACAGCCAAAGAAGGCUUAUCAGUCAAAAAUCCUGGUUCGAGUGAUUCUCCACUUGAAAAUUAUACUACACCAGAAAAGGCCACAGAUGUUUGCAACUCCUGGCCACAAAACAGACUGACAACUGCUGGUAAAACUGUAUGAGCAGGAAAGUAGGAUCUGUGAUUGCCAGAAAUCCUGGUUAGAGUGAUUAUUUAUGUGAAAACUAUACUACACCAGAAAAGGCCAUGGUUGUUUGCAACUCCUGGCCACAGAAUAGACUGACAACUGCUGGUAUAACUGUUUUAACAGGAAAUAGGAUCUGUGACAGCCAAAGAAGGUUUAUCAGUCAAAAAUCCUGACUAGAGCAAUUUACAAUGUGAAAACUACACUUCAUUAGAAAAGGCCAUGGAUGUUUGCAACUCCUUGCCACAAAACUGACACAUGUUAGAAGGGAAGUAGGGCUUAUCCCUGCUUAGUGACAGUAUUGUAGAAAAAUGUUGAAUUGAAUGACUAUUUUAAUGUACAUGUAAGUAAUACAUCACCCCCAAUGAAAACCACCUCUACACCAGAGAAGACCACAGAUAUUUGCUACUCUUGGCAACAACAGCUUGGUGUUUUGGUUGGAAAAUAGUUUUUUUGACAGAAUCAUUGUUAAGGAAUAGGUUUGUUACAAAUGUGAAAAAGGCACAUGCAAAACAAUAUCAUCCAAUAUAACUGUUAACUAAGUUAAAAGUCUCAAAAAGUUGUGAACAUUUAUGUGCCUUACAUGCAAAAAUGAUGUGACAUGAAACAUAGUUGUGUUGUGAGAAGGAUCUACCUCUCUAACAGUUUUGUAAAACAUGUGUCUGAAUCAACAAAAUGAUGUUUACUUUAUAGAUAAGCAGAUUUUAUUAUUGUGGUACCUUGAAGUCUGAAAUUAUUUUUAACCCAUAUACAAACUGGUUUAACAGAAAAGCUUGACUGGUUUUUAUCAGUAACUUUGUUGAAAUGUGAGCCUUAAUUGAGAUAAUGUACUUAUCCAUAAUUAUGUUAAAACAUAAACUCGUGAGUAUGUACAUCAGGGGCUGUAUUCAUAAAACAUCUUAGGUCAUUCCUUAACUUGAGUCAAUUUGUGAUAAAAGAAAAAAAUAUGCCUUUUUUUCCAAAAAAAUAAUAUGUAUCUUGAAUCAAAUCAAUGAAAAUUAAGUAAUUCAGAUACUUAGUAUUAUGAAUCAUAUGAUAAGUGAAAUACUUAACUUAAGAAAAUGACUUAAGUUAGGAAAUGAUAUUUUAUCAGUACUGGCUCAAGGAUGAUGAAAUUUAUAAUUAAUCCUUAAAUUAAUCUCAGACUACCAUAAAUUCCUGUAAGUUAUUUCUCAGGAAAAAUAACUGAACAAAUCAUUAAGUUAAGUCUUAAAUGAUUGAUAGUCUAAAUGCUUUUUUCAAAAUACUAACAAAGAAAUUCUUGUUACAUUUUAGACUUUGCAUGGCAAAUGUAAUGUACUGAAUGACGUUCUACAUGGAAUAAUGUCAAACUUGUAAUUUAAUGUAUUCCCAAUCGACACAUACUGUAACGUUCUGUCACGUAUCAGCAUAUAUAUUUGUUAAGUGUUUUUUUCUGCAAGACAGUCGUGUUUAAAACAUUGUGAAGCAUCUUUAAAAUGAUACCAAUGACUUUGAAAACAAUUUUAAGAGGGGUCUUAGUAUUGGCCCCUUUAUCAUGCCAUUGGCCUGAAUCCCUCAGGUUUUAUAAUUCCAACAAAUUCAAAGUUUAGAAUUUCCAGCAUCAGGAUUUUCGGUCUUUUAUCAUUCCUGGUACAUUGAAUACAAGAAAAUCAUUAUUUUAACCUGAAUGAUAUUCCUUUUUUUUACCUCUGUGUUCAAAUGUAUA
This is a messenger RNA of Mya arenaria, 5056 nucleotides long. Its product is annotated as DNA repair protein complementing XP-C cells-like. Lineage: Eukaryota; Metazoa; Mollusca; Bivalvia; Myida; Myidae. Gene Ontology annotation, molecular function: damaged DNA binding; single-stranded DNA binding. Gene Ontology annotation, cellular component: nucleotide-excision repair factor 2 complex; nucleus; cytoplasm. The transcript has 21 exons. The record is from RefSeq and is a predicted model, not a curated record. Gene Ontology annotation, biological process: mismatch repair; nucleotide-excision repair. Bases 128 to 3199 code for a protein of 1023 amino acids.